Molecule: messenger RNA, 2672 nt
Organism: Arachis ipaensis
Lineage: Eukaryota; Viridiplantae; Streptophyta; Magnoliopsida; Fabales; Fabaceae
Product: histone-lysine N-methyltransferase, H3 lysine-9 specific SUVH1
Cellular component (GO): nucleus
Molecular function (GO): zinc ion binding; double-stranded DNA binding; histone methyltransferase activity
Source: RefSeq, a predicted model, not a curated record
CUAUUCAUUAUUAAACUAUUUUCCUCAUCAAAGGCUUGAAUUGAAGCCACUACUUGCUCUUCUCAGAACCCAAAUUCUCACUCUCUCUUUUGCUUCCAUCAUCUUCACUCUUCACCCCUCAGAUUCAUGUUUCUUUCUCUGUCAGAGAGCUCCAGCAAUAAGAAAAAGAAAAUGAUGGGAUUUUCCAAGUUGGGGCUUGAAAUUAAGUUGUGAAAGUUGAGAGAGAGUAGGUUAGGAUGGUUUUUGUUUGAGGUGAAAAAGAGAGGAAUUUGAAGCUUUUGGAAGCUUGGUUUUGUGUGAGUGUUUGUUUGAAGUGAAAAAGGGUCUGCAAUGGAAGAAGGGUUAGCUCAAAACUCAGUUCCACCUUCAGGUCCUAUUGAUAAGUCAAGGAUUCUGGAUGUGAAACCGAUGCGUAGUUUGAUACCGGUGUUCCCAAUGUCACCUCAAGCUCCAGCCUCUGGGCAGUACCCUUCAGGGUUUUCACCAUUUUUCCCAUUUGGUGCACCUCAGCAAGGAUCUUCGGGGGCCCCAAGGGGUGGUGCCAUACCGGCUCCGAUACGGGCUUAUAGGAGCCCUGCUGGGGCGGGAGACGGUGGGACGUCGAUGGAUGGGUCUAGUGGGAGGAAGAAUGCAGCUUCUCGAAGUGCUAGAUCGGCUGCAAAGAGGAAUAAGAAAGCUGUAGGAGUACCUGUUGAUGCAAGUGGUUUGGUUGGUAUAAGCCCGGCUCAAAGGGAAGACGGAAGCCGGGAAGUUGUUCAUCUUAUAAUGACAACAUUUGAUGCGAUUCGGAGAAGGAUCUGCCAACUUGAUGAUGCCAAGGAAUUGAGCACCGGGUCAAUCAAGCGGUCGGAUCUUAAAGCUUGCAAUACUUUGAUGAGCAAAGGGAUUCGAACAAACUUGAGGAAGAGAGUGGGAGCAGUUCCUGGGGUUGAGAUAGGGGAUAUCUUCUAUUUCCGAAUGGAGUUAUGUAUUGUUGGUCUGCAUGCUCCCUCCAUGGGUGGAAUUGACUCUUUGCAUGUGAAGGGUGAGUUCGAGGAGGAAAUUAUCGCUAUAAGCAUUGUUUCAUCAGGAGAAUAUGAUGAUGAAGCUGAGGAUAAUGAUGUUAUAAUUUAUACCGGUCAGGGUGGGAACUUCAACAAGAAAGAUAAGCAUGUGACAGAUCAAAAGCUUGAAAGGGGUAAUCUUGCUUUGGAUAGAAGUUCACGACAACGCAACGAGGUAAGAGUCAUUCGGGGCAUAAGAGAUGGCGCCAAUCCAAAUUCAAAGAUCUAUGUCUAUGAUGGUCUGUAUAAAAUCCAAGAUUCUUGGGUCGACAGGGCAAAAAGUGGCGGUGGUGUGUUCAAGUAUAAGUUGGUAAGAGUUCCGGGGCAGCCGAGUGCGUUUGCUGUUUGGAAAUCAGUUCAGAAAUUCAAGUCUGGAUUCCCUUCGAGGACCGGGCUUAUUAUUGGAGACCUCUCCUCAGGAGCCGAGAGUAUUCCGGUAUCACUUGUCAAUGAUGUUGAUAAUGUGAAGGCGCCUGCAUAUUUCACUUACUUCCAUUCCCUCAGGCAUCCGAAAUCGUUCAGUUUGAUGCAGCCUUCACAUGGCUGCAGCUGUGGUAAAUCAUGUGUCCCUGGUGAUUUGAACUGCUCUUGCAUUAGGAGAAACGACGGAGAUUUUCCGUACACCGGUGGCAGCAUUUUGGUGAGUCGAAGGCCGCUGAUUCAUGAAUGUGGCCCCACAUGCCAGUGUUUCCCUAACUGCAAAAAUCGAGCCUCCCAGACCGGUCUGAAGCACCACAUGGAAGUAUUCAAAACAAAGGAUAGAGGAUGGGGUCUUAGAUCACUGGAUCCUAUUCGUGCCGGUUCUUUCAUUUGUGAGUAUGCAGGAGAAGUUAUUGAUCAAGCAAGGUUGAAUCAGCUCGCGAAGGAAGGAGAUGGUAAUGAAUAUGUUUUCGACACAACUCGAAUUUAUGAGGAAUUCAAGUGGAACUAUGAACCUAGAUUACUCGAAGAAGUUAGCACAAAUGACUCUACAGAGGACUACACUAUGCCGUAUCCUCUUAUUAUUAGUGCCAAGAAUGUUGGGAAUGUAGCUAGAUUCAUGAACCAUAGUUGCUCCCCGAAUGUUUUCUGGCAACCUAUCUUAUAUGAAGAAAACAAUCAAUCAUUCCUACAUGUGGCGUUUUUCGCAAUCAGUCACAUUCCCCCGAUGACCGAGUUAACCUAUGACUAUGGUAUUGCUAGUUCUGGGCAUGCUGGUGGUAGCAGAGAUUCCAAAGGGAAAAAGAGGUGCUUAUGUGGAUCGUCAAAAUGCCGCGGUUCCUUUGGUUGAUAUUUUGUUGCAGAAGCUUUCCGACUGGCACGAUAAUGAGAUGGAUGAUGGCACUCUUAUGUCAAAAGUCAAAUCCCAGUUAAGAAGUUCCAAGCUUUUUGGAUUCAUGCUUCCAAAUAUCAUUUUCAAGAGUUAGUUGUGUUUAGUGGCUAUUAAUAAAUUGUGUAUGUCUCUUUCUCUCUUUCUUGACAUGGCCCUUUUUUCCAUAUCCAACUUUAAGAGAAAAAAACAAGUUAAUGGAAGUUGUAUAAUUUGUGUUAAAUUUGGGCUAGCAAAUUGGCCAUGAUACAAUGUUUGUGUGACUUUGUUCAUCUUAACUAGGUAAUUAAUGUUGCUUAGAAAUGCUUCAAUUGUUUUGA